Molecule: messenger RNA, 5230 nt
Organism: Pipistrellus kuhlii (Kuhl's pipistrelle)
Lineage: Eukaryota; Metazoa; Chordata; Mammalia; Chiroptera; Vespertilionidae
Gene: DISP2
Product: dispatched RND transporter family member 2
Exons: 8
Coding region: 273-4535 (1420 amino acids)
Source: RefSeq, a predicted model, not a curated record
CGCGCUUCCUGGUUCCUUUCGGGAAGAUCGAUGCCCCUCAAGAAAGGCCGGUGUGCAGGCGACAGCCAGAAAGCCGGACUCCUAACAGCAGCGCUCAGACUUGGCUGGUUAAGAGGCCCACCCCACCAGCCCGGGGGUCCUGAGGGCUAGCGAGCCUCCAGCUCCGGGCAGCCGGCGCCGCGGGAGCCUCUGCCCCGCCCCCGGGCGCCGCGCCCAUUGGCUGGGCUCCCGCCCGGCCCCGCCCAGCAACCGGCCCCGCCCGGCACUUACGCAUGCGCAGGAGCCCACCCCGCGGCCGCUUCAGCACCAGCGCCCGGACAGCGGCACCGCCCACGGGCAUGGACCGCGGUAGCUGCAGCAGCGGUAGCGGUUCGGCUCCCGGCCCGGGUCCGGAAGGGGAGCAGGAGCACGACCGGGAGUCUUCGGCCCACGAUGGCAGCUCUCCGGACAGCUCCCAGAGCAAGGCUGUGGCCCCUGAGGCCAGCCCGGAAAGGAGCUGCUCCCUUCACAGCUGUCCAAUUGAGGACCCUUCCAGUUCUUCGGGACCUCCACCGGCAACCUCCACCCUCCAGCCUGUGGGUCCGUCCAGCCCCUUGGCCCCUGCCCACUUCACUUAUACCCGGGCACCGAAGGAAUAUCGAGGGGGCAGCUCCCUGCCAGGGCUUGGGGACCGAGCAGCUCUGUGUUCCCAUGGCUCCAGCCUCAGCCCUUCCCCAGCCCCCUCGCAGCAUUAUGGGGCCUGGAAGCCACCAUCUGUGCAGCACCAUGUGAUCAGCGUCAGGCAGGAACAGGCCUUCCGGAUGCCGAAGAGCUAUUCCCAGCUGAUUGCUGAGUGGCCAGGGGCAGUGCUGCUGCUGUGUCUAGCGGUCAUCCUCCUCUGCACCCUGGCUGGACUCUUGGGGGGCCACCUGCCCGACUUCUCCAAGCCCUUGCUGGGCUUUGAGCCUCAGGACACAGACAUUGGGCGAAAGCUGGUGGUCUGGAGGGAACUGCAGACCCUCACGGGCUCCCGGAAGCUGUUCUCCCUCUCCCCAGACCCUGAGCUGAACAGCUCAAACCCCCACACCCCUCCGAGCCCCACACCCUGGAGCAGUGCCCAGGAGGGCAUGGUCCAGCCCCGGAGGAUGGUGGAGCCCCUGGAGGACAGAGGGCGAGAGAACUUCUUCUGUGGCCCCCCCGAGAAGCACUAUGCACAGCUGGUGUUCAUGUCCACCUCCGCGGGAAGCCUGUGGAACCUACACGCCAUCCAUUCCAUGUGUCACAUGGAGCAGGAACAGAUUCGCUCCCAUCACCGCUUUGGGGCUCUGUGCCAGCGCACCGCAGCCAACGAGUGCUGCCCCAGCUGGUCCCUGGGCAACUACCUGGCAGUGCUCUCCAACCGCUCCUCCUGCCUGGACACGACUCAAGCCGACACAGCCCGCAUCCUGGCCCUGCUUCGGACCUGCGCCCUCUACUACCACCGCGGGGCCCUGGGGCCCCCUUGCCUGGGGCCUGGGCAGGACAAGCCCCCACGCUGUGCCCAGGUCCCCGCCAAGUGCUCCCGGAGCAGGGCCGUCUACCAACUUCUGCACUUCCUCCUGGACAAGGACUUCCUGAGUCCCCAGACCGCCGACUACCAGGUGCCCUCCCUCAAGUACAGCCUGCUCUUCCUGCCCACCCUCAAGGGCGCCUCCAUGAUGGGCAUCUACCUGGACCACCUGGCCACCCCCUGGGGGCUCUCUGACAACUACACGUCCAUCACCGGCAUGGACCUGGGCCUCAAGCAGGAGCUGCUGAGACACUACCUCGCCCAGGACACCGUGUACCCCUUGCUGGCCCUGGCUGCCAUCUUCCUCAGCAUCGCUCUCUACCUGCGCUCCUUCUUCCUCACGCUCAUGGUGCUGCUGGGGGUGCUGGGCUCGCUCCUGGUGGCGUUCUUCCUGUACCGGGUGGCCUUCCGCAUGGCCUACUUCCCCUUCGUCAACCUGGCGGCCCUGGUCCUGCUCAGCAGCGUCUGCACCAACCACACCCUCGUCUUCUCCGACCUCUGGCGCCUCAGCAAGAGCCAGCUGCCCUCCGGGGGGCUGGCGCAGCGCGUGGGCCGCACCAUGCACCACUUCGGCUACCUGCUGCUGGUCUCGGGCCUCACCACCAGCGCCGCCUUCUACGCCAGCUACCUGAGCCGCCUGCCGGCCGUGCGCUGCUUCGCCCUCUACAUGGGCACGGCCGUGCUGGCGCACCUGGCGCUCACGCUGGCCUGGCUGCCCGCCGCCUUCGUGCUCCACGAGCGCUACCUGGCGCGCGGCUGCGGGGCCGGGGCGCGGGGCCCGUGGGCCGGCAGCGCCCCCCGGCGGCUGGCGCUGGCGCUGCACCGGCGGCUCCGCGGGCUCCGCAGGGCGGCGGCCCGGACCUCGCGCCUGCUCUUCCAGCGCCUGCUGCCCUGCGGCGUCAUCAAGUUCCGCUACAUCUGGGUCUGCUGGUUCUCGGCGCUGGCGGCGGGGGGCGCCUACAUCGCCGGCGUGAGCCCCCGCCUGCGGCUGCCCACGCUGCUGCCGGCCCGCGGCCAGGUCUUCCGGCCCAGCCACCCCUUCGAGCGCUUCGACGCCGAGUACCGCCAGCAGUUCCAGUUCGAGCGGCUGCCGGAGGGCGAGGGCGGCCCCAUGCCCGUGGUCCUGGUGUGGGGCGUCCUGCCCGUGGACACGGGGGACCCCCUGGACCCUCGCAGCAACGGCUCCCUGGUCAGCGACCCCGCCUUCGCAGCCAGCAGCCCCGAGGCCCAGCGCUGGCUGCUGGCGCUCUGCCACGGGGCUCGGAAUCAGAGCUUCUUUGGCGCCCAGCCGGAGGGCUGGCCCACGCUGUGCUUCGUGGAGGCGCUCCAGCGCUGGAUGGAGAGCCCCGGCUGUGCCCGCCUGGGGCCUGGCCUCUGCUGCGGCCACGCGGCGGGCUUCCCCUGGGCGCCCCAGCUCUUCCUGCACUGCCUCAAGAUGAUGGCUCUGGAGCCGGGUCCACAGAGCCCCCGGGACCUGGGGCUCCGCUUCAAUGCCCAGGGCAGCCUGAGUGCCCUGGUCCUGCAGUUCCAGACCAGCUUCCAGUACAGUCCCAACUACAGCCAGGCCCACCACUUCUACACCGAGGUCAGCCACUGGCUGGCCGCGGAGCUGGCCAGGGCGCCUCCCGGCCUCCGCCAGGGCUGGUUCACCAGCCGCCUGGAGCUGUACAGCCUGCAGCACAGCCUGAGCACCGAGCCCGCCGUGGUGCUAGGCCUGGCGCUGGCGCUGGCCUUUGCCACGCUGCUGCUGGGCACCUGGAACGUGCCCCUCAGCCUGUUCUCCGUGGCCGCCGUGGCCGGCACGGUGCUGCUCACCGUGGGGCUCCUGGUUCUCCUCGAGUGGCAGCUCAACACCGCCGAGGUGCUCUUCCUCUCCGCCUCCGUGGGCCUCUCGGUGGACUUCACCGUCAACUACUGCAUCUCCUAUCACCUGUGCCCGCACCCGGACCGCCUGAGCCGCGUGGCCUUCUCGCUGCGCCAGACCAGCCGCGCCACGGCCGUGGGCGCCGCGGCCCUGUUCGUGGCCGGCGUGCUCAUGCUGCCUGCCACCGCGCUGCUCUACCGCAAGCUGGGCAUCAUCCUCAUGAUGGUCAAGUGCGUCAGCUGCGGCUUCGCCAGCUUCUUCUUCCAAUCGCUCUGCUGCUUCUUUGGGCCGGAGAAGAACUGUGGGCAGAUCCUCUGGCCCUGUGCCCACCUGCCGUGGGACGCCCGAACGGGAGAGCCAGGCGGGGAGAAGGCAGGCCGCCCGCGGGCAGGGCCGCCCGGGUCCUGCUCGGAGCAGUAUGAGCUGCAGCCCCUGGCCCGGCGCCGGAGCCCCAGCUUCGACACCAGCACGGCCACCAGCAAACUGUCUCACCGGCCCUCUGUGCUCUCUGAGGACAUCCAGCUCCAUGACGGCCCCUGCUGCUCCCGGCCCCCACCGGCCCCCGCCUCCCCCAGAGAGCUGUUCCUGGACCACCAGGCGGUCUUCAGCCAGUGCCCAGCCCUGCAGACCUCCUCCCCGUACAAGCAGGCCGGCCCCAGCCCCCAGCCCCAGGCCCGGCAGGACUCCCAAGGGCAGAAGGCUGAGCCCGUGCAGGCCUCACCAGACGCCCCAGCCCCAGCCCAGGCCUCCCAGCCCAAGGCUGCAGAGCCACCCGAUGGCCUCUGCUCCUCAGCCAGCACCCUGGAGGGGCUCAGCGUCUCCGACGAGACCUGCCUGAGCACCUCUGAGCCCAGUGCCCGGGUGCCGGACUCCGCGGGCGCCUCCCCAGAGGACCUGGAUGAAACUGAGCCGUCGGCACCUGCGCAAGGCCAGCUGAACGGGAAGCGGGACACCCUGUGGCUGGCGCUGAAGGAGACUGUGUAUGACCCGUCGCUGCCCGCCUCCCACCAGAGCAGCUCGUCCUGGAAGGGCCGAGGGGGGCCUGGGGACGGCAGCCCCGUGGUGCUGCCCAACAGCCAGCCAGAUCUCCCCGACGUGUGGCUGCGCAGGCCCAGCACCCACACUUCAGGCUACAGCAGCUGAGAGGGGCCCAGGAAGGCUGGGCCAGGGUACAGGGCCUGGACCGGGGUGCAGGCAGGGGCAGCACCAGGCCGGAGCUUGAUGGUGCUUUCCCAUGUCAGCAUGGAGAGGCCUCGCCCUUCAGCUUUGGAUUUUAAAUCCUGUCAGAUACUCCAGCCUUGGUCCGGGCUGCUGCCUGCCCCCCCUCCCCCCCCCCCCCACACACACAUCUGGAGGAUGCAGUGAGCAGAGUCUUUGGAGGGGAAACGCCCCGCUCUCCUUGGGACCGACGGAGGGCACCUGAGCACCCACAGGGCCAAUCAGGACCCAGCCCCGGGGUAUCUCACCGAGCGAGAGUCCCGGGGAGUCUCAGCAGCUUCCUAGGCCCCGUGCUGUUCGGGGGUUCUUUAUCAGGACGCUUGCUUCUCUUUGGGGAGCUUCUCUGUGCCAGAAUGGGUCGGGGGCCUCUGUCCUGAACUGCCCUGCCCCCCUCACUCGCCCCGUCUGACCAGAAGUUUAUCAAGGCCAAGCUCGAGGUGGCAGGAGCAGGAGAAGGGGGGCUGCUCAGCCUCAGAGCAUCCCUGUUACACUGCAGGCUGGUCCUCCACAGGAAGCUGCUGUGGCGGGGGCGGGGUGGCCCCGGUAACAGAAGCCUUUGCAGCCCUGCCUUAGCUCACGGGACUGCCACACUCGUCUCCGGGAGUCUCACUUCACCCGGG